CACCAACAAUAGUAUUCUACUACUAUACCACUCCCUAUAUAUAUAAUAAUCUACCUAUAUCUAUCAUAGCAGGUCCCUGAUUUUAGCAUCAUCCGACUACAAUACCUGACCAUUUUCCAAUUCAGUCACGCAUUUCGUCAAACACUUUCUCUGCAUUCUAUUCCAAAUUUCCAAUCCAACCACCACUCCACUCCUUACCCUAAGCAACAGUAAAAACACUUCUCAGAUUUCUCUUUAGUGUUCUCUGAAAUAGGCAUAAGGUUUAGUAGGUAUUGAUGCAAUGAGUGAAUGCUAUUCGCCAAAAUCGAGAUUGAUGAAUAAGGAUUCAAAUUCUUUUCGUAAUUCGGGUGCAUACACGAGCCCAGGUACUCCUGAUUAUGGUGAUAACUUUAACAACCAAGGGAGAGGAUUCCAAAAGGGUUGGUACUCGGAAAGGGUACCGUUGUCAAGUAACAUUAAGCAUAGGCGUACUAGUGUUAAUGUUUUGAUGCCUUUUAAUAAUGGGAGAACAAUGCCUUCGAAAUGGGAUGAUGCAGAGAGGUGGAUUACUAGUCCUGUGUCUGGUUCUGGAGUUAAUAAGAUGUUAGGGCCACCUCCUCAGCGACGUCCCAAGUCAAAAAGUGGACCAUUGGGGCCGAGUCCUGGGGACUCGUACUUUUCAGGCUAUUCGCCUGGUUUCCCGUUGCUUGAAGGUGGGAGCACAAAGACUAUUUCUGCAGGUUCACCACUGACAAUGGGUGUUUUGGUACCUACUGGAUAUUCUUUUCCAGAUGGUUGUGGAAUUGAUGAACAUUCUGCUUGUGCUAACAAUGAUUAUAGAUUGGCUCCUUCAGAAUUGUUUAUCGAAUCUUCGUAUCCUGAUUCACAAGAUGAGAACAUUAGUCGUGUUGUCUCACGACGUGAUAUGGCUACCCAGAUGAGCCCGGUGGACAGUCCGGUGACUUCUCCAAAGGGAAGGCCACUUCUGUCUACCUCUCCUCCGCCAAUACCUUCACCAGUGGUGCCUAACAGCCUUCAUUCAUCUAGAUUGGAAGUCAGGGAUGUUCAGGUAGACAAAAGAGUAACAAUGAUCAAGAUACCAAAAAGAAAUGCGAAAAAAAUGGACAAGAACCGGUCAACAGAGAUCAAGGACCUGGCUUUGACAUGGAAUUCUACUGAAGGGGUCAUGGAAUCGUCAAAGCUCCAGAAAGAGGAAGCAAGGAUUGCUGCUUGGGAGAACCUGCAAAAUGCAAAAGCAGAGGCAUCAAUCCGAAAACUUGAGAUGAAACUGGAAAAGAAGAAAUCAGCAUCUAUGGACAAAAUCAUGAAGAAGCUCAGAAUUGCACAGAUAAAAGCCCAAGAAAUGAGAAAAUCGAUAUCAGAAAAUGCUGCAAGUCAGGCGCCCAGAACUACCCACAAGUUCAUGUCCUUGCGCAGAUACCCAAAGAUUAACCUGACCUACUGCUUUUCUUCCCAUCACUCCUAAUUCUCUAUCAUCUUCCUUCGAUCAGUUAUGUUGCAAAUGGAAAAUUGCAGAGACAAGAAGUGACAAAGGUAGAUAACUAUGGCUGUAAACUGGUAAUGCUUGUGUUUCAUUAUGAAAAUGGUGGACUAUAAGCAUGUUUCUAGCAUCUUAAUGCAAUUUUUGGAUCCAAUUAUGAAUAUGGUUGCAAGGCACAGUCGUGUAUGUCAAGUGCAGAUACCUCUGGAUUGCACUAUCGUGUAAGUACAUGUGUAAAUCAAGGUUAAAGGUACAUGAUGUGCUAAUGUAGAUACAUGAUCCUCAGCUAUAAUUCAGUGAUUUUACAGUAAA
This is a messenger RNA of Erigeron canadensis, 1792 nucleotides long. RefSeq lists its product as uncharacterized. NCBI's taxonomy places the organism in Eukaryota, Viridiplantae, Streptophyta, Magnoliopsida, Asterales, Asteraceae. The record is from RefSeq and is a predicted model, not a curated record. The transcript has 6 exons. Bases 281 to 1465 code for a protein of 394 amino acids.